AUGGAACCGUCGCUGCCCAGGUAGUGGAGGUCUGGCCCCUUCCGCGGGCAGAAGCGAGGCCGUUCGGGGAUGUCCGGCUACACCCGCCGCACGGGGCUCACUCCGCUUUCCCGAGCCCGGACCCUCGUCAUUCAGGACGAAGAUAAUCUUGAAGAUCUGGAUGAGGCAAAUCCAUUUUCCUUUAAAGAAUUUCUGAAAACCAAGAACCUUGGCCUGUCCAAAGAGGAGGCAACCAAUGCUAGAAUUUACACUAAGGAAUCUACAAGACAUACAUUAGGACUUGAAAAUAAUUGCCUAACUUCUAAAUAUGGUUUAGACUAUGAGGAACCUUUUUUUCAAGAUCCAACUGGUGCUGGAGAUUUGUUGGAAGAAGAUGAAGAUGAUGAUAACUGGAGUGGAACUUAUCUGCCAUCUGCCAUGGAACAAACUCAUGCUUCUAGACUUGCUACUAGCACAUCACCACGUAGUUCAUAUAUUUCCUUUUUUUCCAAUCCAUCUGAUCUGUCAGGCAUCGAGUCUCUAGCUCCAUGGACCUUAAGUGAAAGUGACCCAUGUAUUUCUCCUUCAUCUCAAGUGAACAACACAAACAAAGAAUUUGCUGGUCAUGGGGAAUACUUGGGAGAUAGGCAUUUUCGGUCACUGCAGAUAAACUAUGAAACACUUAAAGAAGAAAACUCUAAGCUAAGAAGAAAAAUUAGUGAGAUUCAGAACUUCUCUGAAUCUCAGACAGAAAUGGUAAGAACACUUGAACGGAAAUUAGAAGCAAAAAUGAUAAAAGAGGAAAGCGACUAUCAUGAUCUUGAAUCGGUGGUACAACAAGUGGAAAAGAAUCUCGAGUUGAUGACUAAGCGGGCUGUGAAGGCAGAAAAUCAAGUUACAAAACUGAAGCAGGAAAUAAAUAUGCUCCAGGCUCAGCUUACUAAUUCAAAGAGAGAGAAUGAAGCCCUGCGAUCUGGUCAAUGUUCCAAUUUGACAGUAGUUAAACAAAACACAGAUGUUGCCUUGCAAAAUCUCCGAGCUGUCAUGAACAAUGCACAUAGUUCGAUAAAGCAGUUGCUUUCUGGAGCUGAAACAUUGAAUCUUGUUGCUGAAAUCCUUAAAUCCAUAGACAGAAUUUCUGAAAUUAAAGAAGAGCCUUGACAAACCGCUGAAAUGUCUUCUGGCUUAAAGCUCUGCUUAAGUGCUGAAAUCACUUCUUGCUUUACUUGGGGAAUACAAUUGUGUCUUUAAAUAUGCAGUUGUCUUCCUCAGUAUUUAUCAUGAAAUACAAAUUUCAUGACCUAAAAUAUGGUUAUUAGCCUUAAAACUCAGUUGGGUGGUAACUGUUGGACUUGAGGUGCGUCUUUGAUUUACAUUAACUCUUUUAGGUAAAGUGUCAUUUUUCACUAAUUCUAAUAAACAGAGAUUCUCUUGCCAACAGUUGAAGAAGAAAGGGGGAAAUUAAUGUUUUUAGGGAAUUUUCUAAACAUGGAAAUGAGUUCUGGAAUAAGUAUUGCUUUCUACUGUCUGUUAUAGUAUUUCCUGGAUAUUAAUUGCAAGAUUGAGCCCAAUUUGAGUGUCAUUUGUUAGCACUCCUUUAAAGAAAAAAAGAAUAAAAAUUAUAACACAAAAUGUA
This is a messenger RNA of Monodelphis domestica (gray short-tailed opossum), 1615 nucleotides long. RefSeq names its product endosome associated trafficking regulator 1 (gene ENTR1). Gene Ontology annotation, cellular component: early endosome; ciliary basal body; recycling endosome. The record is from RefSeq and is a predicted model, not a curated record. Gene Ontology annotation, biological process: positive regulation of cilium assembly; positive regulation of protein localization to cilium; regulation of cytokinesis. Lineage: Eukaryota; Metazoa; Chordata; Mammalia; Didelphimorphia; Didelphidae.